This is a messenger RNA of Gryllus bimaculatus (two-spotted cricket), 2376 nucleotides long. Lineage: Eukaryota; Metazoa; Arthropoda; Insecta; Orthoptera; Gryllidae. The record is from the annotation of a GenBank genome assembly.
AUGAUUGGGAUUCCAAGGGGUGAUAAACAAAGAAUUACUGUUAAAAUACGCAACAUGAAGAGGAGUUCGGACCGCGAUACACCGCCGAGGAGCAAGAGAUCACGAUCCAGCAUUGGGAGGUACGACGACAGCUCCGACGAGCGAAUCACCCCGGAAAGGAUACGUCGUCGAAGCCGAGGCCGUUCGCCAAGCCCAAGGGGUCGAUACCCCUCCGAAAGUUCUCAUAGGGAUGACUAUGGACGGUCAAGGGAAGUGUCUGAAAGAUCAUAUCCUACAUACAAGGUUUUGUGUGUUAGUGCUCUUCAUCCUAAAGCCAGUGAUGAGGUUAUAAAGGAUACACUUUACAGAGAAUACAAAAAGUUCGGUGAUCUCAGUGUGAGAAUAUCUCAUGAUCUUGAUGAGCGAGUUGCAUACGUUUGUUUUAGAAAUGCUGAAGAUGCUCGUGAUGCAAAACAUGCAAAACCAAGAAUUAUUUUAUUUGAUAAGGUAGCUUUAGUUGAAGCAGUUUAUGAAAGUAGCAGGAGUAGUAGUGAUCUGUACCGUAGGGGACCUAGUAGGCCUAGAAGUAUCAGCCCUGAUUAUGAUAGGUACUAUCAUCAACGAUCCCGGUCUCCUGGCCCUGAACGUCACAGACCGAGUGAGAGUAGAUAUGAAAGGUCUUAUGGCCCACCUCCAGGCCUUCCUCAUCGCGAGUUUAGAAGAGAAGGCCCACCACCACCCCAUCAUGAGUUCAUGCGAGCUCCUGUCCAUCAUGGACCACCACACAUACCACCUGGUCCUCCCCAUCAUUAUGGACCACCACGGCACAUGGUACCAGGAGGCUUUAAGCCUCAUCCACAUUUUGAAAAAUUUGACAAUAAGAAAGAUAAAUUUCCAAAUUAUCUUCAUCAUGUUCCUCCUGAAGAUGAUCCAUUGGCUACAAGAACAUUGUUUGCAGGUAAUUUAGAAAUAAAUAUUUCAGAGGAGGAGCUGCGUAGAAUUUUUGGCCGCUAUGGUGUUGUUGAGGAUAUCGAUAUUAAAAGACCUCCCCCUGGAACAGGAAAUGCAUAUGCAUUUGUUAGAUUCCAAAAUUUGGAUAUGGCCCACAGAUCAAAAGUUGAGCUCUCUGGACAAUAUAUUGGCAAAUUUCAAUGUAAAAUUGGUUAUGGAAAGGCAACUCCUACCACUAGGAUAUGGAUUGGUGGUUUGGGUCCUUGGACAUCAAUUUCACAAUUGGAAAGGGAAUUUGACAGAUUUGGUGCAAUAAAAAAAAUAGAUUAUGUUAAAGGUGAUACUAAUGCCUAUAUUCUCUACGAUUCAAUUGAUGCUGCUACUGCAGCUGUUAAAGAAAUGCGUGGUUUUCCUCUUGGUGGCCCAGAACAUCGACUUCGUGCUGAUUUUGCGGAUGUUGUUCCUGCUCCAUCUUCAUCCUCAUCAUCCGCUUAUGGGUUUAAACCUAGGCAAUUUCCAGAAGACAUGGCAGCUGGUGGUGAUUUUCGUGCCAGAGUUCCUGGGCGUGAGGAGUUUGCCUAUGAACCUGGGUAUGAACCAUGGCCAGAGGGUGAAUUCUCUUAUGGACCGCCACCUCGGGGUGGGUUCAGAGGUCGUGGUUUGCCAUGGCACGAUCGCCGUGGUGGUGGAAGAGGAGGCUACCGUGGAGGAGGUUAUCCAGGAGAAGCUUACAUGCGAGGUGAAGAGCCUGAUUGGGUUGGACGAAGACCAAUUCCUGAAAUAGAAUAUGAAAUGCCCCGACCUCCAAGACGGUCUGGUUCAGCUGAACCAGGUGUUGAUAGGUCAAGGUCUCAUUCACCACGUCGGCACUCUGUUGAAAGUGAUUCUGGCUCAGAUGGCCGUCGAAAUGGAAUGCUUGGAUCUGCUCGCACACUUCCAGAGCUUGCUCGGAAAUGUGUGGCAGUAUGGCAAGGAGCUUUGAUCCUGAAGAAUUCUCUGUUUCCUGCCAAGUUUCAUCUAACUGAUGGUGAUACUGAUAUUGUAGAAAGUUUAAUGAAAGAUGAUGAGGGAAAGCAUCAUUUACGAAUUACACAGAGGUUAAGACUUGAUCAACCUAAACUUGAAGAUGUAUCAAAACGCAUUGCUUCUUCCAGUUCCCAUGCUAUAUUUUUGGGCCUUUCAGGUUCAACAGCUUCUGUUUCAAACGAGGAUACUUCUGUGCAAACACGUCCCCUUAGGAAUCUGGUAUCGUACCUAAAGCAAAAAGAGGCAGCUGGUGUUAUUUCCCUACUAAAUAAGGAUACAGAAGCUACUGGUGUUUUGUAUGCUUUUCCCCCAUGUGCAUUCUCCACAGAGCUUUUGAAGAGAACAGCCCCCAAUCUCUCGGAGGAAGGCCUGAAAGAGGAUCAUCUAGUUAUUGUUGUAGUAAGAGGAGGAAGUGCUUAA